AUGAUCGUGAGAAAGUAUAUCCCAGAUGUGGCUUUGUACGCAGAAGUACUUUCUAGUCCUCGAGCCGACGCAUUUAUACGAUCAGAUAAAGCUGAAAUGCGAAUACCAUGCCGAUUACAAGCCUUUAUUGGAACGCAUCCGUGUUUUCUGGUAAAAACGCUUAAUGGCAAAUUUUUCGAAGAAGAGUGCUCGAAAAUGUCUCAAUCGUCAUUCUACGACGAGAACAACAAUGCUGUGGGAGCCGAUGCUCAUCCCAAUGAAGGGACUGUACAGGUGCUGAACGGAUCCGACCUAGUCGGCGACCCAGCCCUUCUGCCUCACGUGUGCCUCCCCAGGAAGAAUGCGCAGGAUCGCGUGACGCGAUUAGUCUAUAAGUCCUGCCAAGAAAUCGCGAAGGAUGGGCGGCUUGUCAACGCGAGACCAAGGGAACUGUGGCAGAACAUGGCGGAGCAAGUGCAUUACCAGGAAGGCACCAGUUAG
Messenger RNA from Ostertagia ostertagi, 480 nucleotides. Lineage: Eukaryota; Metazoa; Nematoda; Chromadorea; Rhabditida; Trichostrongylidae. The record is from the annotation of a GenBank genome assembly.